AUGAUACACUCAUUAUUAGUCCAUGUUAUACUCAGCAUCGGUCUAUGGUAUACUCAGCAUAUGUCUACGAUAUACUCAGCAUCGGUCCAUUGUAUACUCAACAUCUGUCCAUGCCUAUCAAGAACUCCGAGGCAAAUAAAAGGUGUUUCUCUCUCUCUCUCUUACUCCCUUCUAUUCUUUUCUCUCUCUCUCUCUCUCUCUCUCUCUCUUUCACUCCCUUCUAUUCUUUCUUCCAUUGUACGCUUUCUUUCAUUCUCCUUCUGUCUAUUCGUUUCAUUCUCUGGAUUAUCUAUUAUUAAUAUUUUCUUCUCAGUAUUUCGUUUAACUCUUUUGCUUUCUUGUUUAACGAUUGAUUUCCCUUUUUCCCAUUCCAUUCAUAUUUUCUUUCUCUGUCUUUUUCUUUUUUCUCUCUAUUUUUUCUCUUUGUCUUUUUCUUUUUUUCUUUUUUCUCUUUGUCUCUUUCUUUCUCUUUCGCUUUCCUUUCUUCUGUCUCUUUAUUUCUUUUUCUCUUUCUUUCUUCUAUGUCAUUCUUCUCUUUUUCGCUUCCUUUCUCUUUUUCGCUUUCUUUUUUUUCUUUCUCUUUCAUUUUCUUUUCCUCUUCCUUUCUCCUUUUCUUUCUUUCUUCUGUCUUUCUUUUUCUUUUUAUCUUUCUUUCUUCUUUAUCGUUCUUCUCUAUGCCUCUUUCUUUCUGUUUUCUAUUUCUUUCUAUUUUUCUCUUUCUAUCACACCCUAUUUAUAUCACUCUCUCUAUAUAUAUCUUUGUAUAUCUUUCUAUCAAUCUCUCUUUCUAUAUCUCUAUAUCCCUCUCUCUUUCUGUGUCUUUCCAACACUCUUUUUCUAUAUCAUUCUUUAUCCCUUUUUCUCUAUCACUCUCUCAGUAUAUCAGUCACUCUAUAUAUUUCAAUAUCUAUUCCCAUCUUCUGCUCUCUAUUUUUUUGA
Messenger RNA from Acanthosepion pharaonis, 939 nucleotides. The record is from the annotation of a GenBank genome assembly. Lineage: Eukaryota; Metazoa; Mollusca; Cephalopoda; Sepiida; Sepiidae.